This is a messenger RNA of Ornithodoros turicata, 1904 nucleotides long. RefSeq names its product leucine-rich repeat-containing protein 42-like. Lineage: Eukaryota; Metazoa; Arthropoda; Arachnida; Ixodida; Argasidae. Gene Ontology annotation, molecular function: protein binding. The record is from RefSeq and is a predicted model, not a curated record. Bases 255 to 1154 code for a protein of 299 amino acids. The transcript has 5 exons.
CAGUUCACUUUUUUGUUACGUUGCAGACCUUGCACUUGUGUCUGCAAUCUGCAUUGCUUUGCAUGGUUGCAAGGUGCCUAUCGGAAUUUCGGAAGAAAGAAGCAUGUGAACGUGCUAGCGGAUGACAGAAGCAUCAAUGGACGUAGUUUUAGGUGUUAGUUUUAGCGCAGGCCGUCCUUGUGACGUGUGCUUAACCGCUCGUCUGCGAUGAAAAAGACGCUCAACAGCAGCGCGGGACAUUCAAACUACUCGUAAUGAUCACGAAACCGAACACUUUAUUUGAUAUCGUACAAGAAUUUUUGACUAGUCACCUCGCCAGCAUUGAGUCGCUCGAUAAUGUCCCAGAAUUAGUAGGCGAACAACUGUUCAAACGAGCCAUCCAAAAUAAGGCCUUUCAACAUUAUGAACAGGCUGAGAGAUGCUUGCAGAUUUUCUUAUCUGCCUACAAAGGAACCGUAUUAUCAUCAGUUUGUCUUCGGGAUAGUUUAAGACUGAUAAACGAGUACACUGACCCCAUUGUCGGGAUGUGUAAAUACCUGGUUCACCUUGAUCUCUCAUACUGUCACCUAGGAGAUGACCACGAAAUAAUCUUGGCGUUAUCACAACUAGCAGACUUAAAGACAUUGAAGCUGAGGGAUGUCAACCUAAGCGAUGCUGGCAUGCGCAAGUUGACGUUACCAACUCGAAUGUUCGGGAAGGGCCCGGUGAACCUGCAGACGCUUAUACUGUCAGAUAACGGUGGCAUCACGGACAAGUCGCUCCACUCUCUAUCUUGCUACCGCAUGCUGACUACGGUAGAUUUGAGCAAUACAAGUGCUACACGCAGAGGAGCGGUGGAAUUGGGACAGAAAAUGGGCUUGCACCUGUCGUCUGCUCCGCACAAAUGCCAGGUGACAAACGACGGCUGGGCCGUUCCUAUAUUGUCACAAUGGCAGGAACAAAUGGAGGAGGCGGCCGCCCAGAGGAAGCGGAAACGUCAGCUGGACAGUCCUACAAAAACCGGUUUAUUUUCGUACAAGAAGCGGGUCUGCUUAUGGCAGCUGUCGCCCAGAAAGUCUCCCGGAUCUGAGUCUGGAUCACUGGUUCUUCGAGACGUUCCUGAUCCACACGUACCUGUUUCUCCUCCGUCCGCGGCUGCGAGGAAGCUUUUCUGAUUACUGCCAGCGUUCGGUGUCGUGUUCCGUCACUUUGAUACGUGGGAGACGCUGUAUAUGUUUCCAGUGACUUCAAAUUUUAAUUAUCGACCAUGCCAUUAUUUUUACUUGUCUGUCACAGUUGGUGAAUCAGAAUCUCAGACAACCAGCAGUGAUGAGUAGCAGAUAAAAAUGCCAUGGAAAGCUACACAGAUAACUUCACUAUCAGCAUGCGGUUGAUUUUAUACCCGGUCACUUCCUUUCAUCACUUUCAUCACUUAGGAUUAUGUUGUCAAGCAACACAUGUUGUAAGUCCAGGGUUAUAAAUUUCGAUGCUGUGAAAGGAUUUUUCUUGUCUUUGUCACAAAGUAAUAUCACUUUGUAGGAUUUGUCCAGGGGGUGUUCAUGAACACCCCAAAUGAUGUUGGCAGGGUUCUCCAUAGCUAUCCAGACAAACACAUUUUUUAUCAGACCUAUUCACAUUUUAGUUAUAGGACAACGUUCCGCUAUGUUAUUCGCAUUUACCAAGUUGAAACUUUUUUUUUUUUAUUCGAUGUAGGAUAUAAAUUUAUGAUAAGAAUCUUAUGAUAAGAGGAUAACUAGGACGACAAGUCGAAAGGCUUUGCACUAAUAUAUUACCCUUUGCUCAUUGCUUGUACUAAUACACGAUUAUUUAUUGAAGCUGUACAUACAUGUUAGGUAUAGCAUCUGUGUAUAAUUCAUAAAUACUUUGGUGAUGUGGAAAUAGUUAAAUAAAAAAUUUGAUACCUA